Molecule: messenger RNA, 1684 nt
Organism: Cuscuta campestris
Lineage: Eukaryota; Viridiplantae; Streptophyta; Magnoliopsida; Solanales; Convolvulaceae
Source: the annotation of a GenBank genome assembly
AGUCAUAUAUUGGGAAACUUGCAUUGUUUUAGUACCAUUUUUGUAUUUUUCCCAUUUAUUUACUACGUAUUUCCUUUAUUUCCCGGUGCUAUCAUGUCCUUCCUCCAUCGUGUCCUCCGUCGUUCACCGAACAUUUUCCCUUUAGAUUUUCUAUCGUGUCCUCCGUCGUUCACCUUCAAUUGAUGCUCCGAUUUCCUUGUAUUCGGCUUCCUUGAGAAAGUAAUUUGAACUACUUUGAGGACUUCAAAUCUUUCAUCAAAUUCCAUGGAAGAGGAGUAACACAUCGAAAUUAUGUUGAAACAUUGAUGCUUCAUACAACCAAAUGUAUGCUUUGUGCUCAUAAUUUAAUAUCCAAACACCUAAGUUGUAGAGAAAUUUUUAGUUUGUAGCAUGAUUCUACUGAGUUGUUGUUGUAGCACGAUAAAACUAAAUGAUACUCCGUAUAUAACUAGUCUAUUUGCAGGAGAAAUCCCUUCUUCUUUGGGGCUCUUGAGAAACCUUAAGUACUUGUGCCUCUGUGUGUGCAGAGAUGUUAUUUGCGCACUAUAGCUAUUGUUCUGAUUUCUACAGUGUAAUCUGGAACCUAUACUUUCAACAAUGCAAAUAUUGCCAAAUGAUAGUCGAGUAGAGGAUGGUUCUGAAACAGAGCCUAUCUUAACUCAUUCCAAUGUUGUAGAUGAAUCAUCACAUGCAAUUGAAAUUACAGUGAGUGAGGAUAGUUCUGCUAGUUCUGAUGAUUCAUCGAGUAUUGAGGUUGAUGGAAGUCGAUUGCUAUUUAAUGCAGAGCAACCACAAUGUCGUAUAUGCCUUGAUACUGAAGGAGAAGAUUUGAUUGCACCGUGUCAUUGUAAGGGAACCCAAAAAUAUGUCCACAGGGCAUGUCUUGAUAAUUGGAGAUCUACAAAGGAAGGCUUUGCUUUUGCUCACUGUACGGAAUGCAAGGCAAAGUUUAUAUUGCGGGCAAAUGUACCACCUGAUCGAUGGUGGUUGAGGUUGAAAUUUCAGUUUCUCGUUGCAAGAGACCACACUUUAAUUUUUCUUGUUGUCCAGCUGAUCGUAGCAAUUUUAGGAGUCCUUGUGUACAAAUUUUAUGGAGAGGAGCUGCGGGAAAUGUUUGGUUAUGAAGAACAUCCAUACGGAUUUUAUACAAUGGCAGUUUUGGCAAUUGUAUUGGUAGGAUUGCUUUAUGGCUUCUUCAUAGCGAUAAUUUGUGGACAGAAAAUCAGCGAGCGUCAUUACUACGUUCUUGCCAAACCUGAACUCACUAAGGAGUAUGUUGUAGAAGACCGGGAAGCAUUAAGCAAGAAUGUUCUAGAGCUUGACCCUAGCCAUGUGUCAGAGCUAAGAAUGCUGGGCCUUUAUUAAGAGGGAUAAGAGGCGAAAACACACAGAAAAUGUUGCAAUUCCAUUUUUUUUGCAGAGUUGGCCUUCUCAUGACAUGACUAUGGAGGGAAGUACUACCCCUCAUAGAACUUACAAACUACGGAGUAUAGAGUAUGUUUGUGCUCCAAUUCACUGUUGGCUUCUCAUAUGUAAAUUCGAAAUGCAUAUUUUAUGUUGUUCUUGCUCUAUACAGAAGCUCUUCUCCUCCAAAUAGGAGACACUGAACCUGUGUCUCUAUAUUUAAGGUUUUAAUGCUUCUAUUUUUUGUGUUGUAAUUUGAAAAUUAAUAUGUAUAACUGCU